Molecule: messenger RNA, 789 nt
Organism: Striga asiatica
Lineage: Eukaryota; Viridiplantae; Streptophyta; Magnoliopsida; Lamiales; Orobanchaceae
Source: the annotation of a GenBank genome assembly
AUGGCGAUGCUGAUGAUGGGCUUGACUGUGCAGUGCGUGCUUGAUUUCAUGGUGGCUGGAAUUUCCCUAAUGAUUGGGCUCGGCCUGUUCGCUUUCAUCGCCUCUCUUCUGUGCUCUGCAGCUUUCUACCAGAACUUUCAAGAUGAUGGGGAUAUUUGGGAAAUAAGUCUUAAGAACUCAUUUAGGUUUCAAAACUCAAAUAAAGUCGUCGGUUUUGAGUUGCAGACGCUUUUUUUUUUUCUUACUAUAAUUUAUUUAUUUAUUUUUCCGCUUCCUGGAAUAAACCAUCCCCUUUAUCCCAUCCGGGUCGGCCACGAACCCGAGUGGGCGGUAAAACCCGAGCACUCGGGGCUCCGAAUAGAGCGCGAUGUUGGUAAUCCCCUUAUCCAGGAGCUCCGCCAGCAGCCGCUCCAUGACGGCCUUCCCGAGGCCGAUCCCCUGGUAGCUGGGGUCCACCACCACGUCCCAUAUGAUGGCGUUGAACACCCCGUCUCCGGUCGCCCUCGCGAACGCCACCGGCCGCCGCGUCUUCUCGUGCUCCACCCACAGCACCGCGUCGGUGUGGUCCAGGGCCAGCCGGAUCUUCUCCGGGUCGCGCCGGGGGAACCCGACGGCGGAGAAGACGGAGUUGAGGUGGUCCAGGUUGAGAUUCUCGGUGCUGCGGUGGAGUGUGAAGCCGCGGGAGGAGAGGGAAUCGUCGGGGAUAGAGUAGGCGGCGGCGGCGGCGGCGCGGCGGCCGGUGGGGCUCCUGAGGGGAGAAGGGGCAAUCGGGAUGCGAUUUGGCAAUAG